AUGAGUCGUUGGUUUAGUUUUGGUACAGCGAAAGAGGCCGAACCUCAGACCACCCGGGCCUUGCCUGCAUCAUGGUAUCGCUCGUCAGCGAUGUAUGAGCUAGAACGACGAGCUAUCUUUUCCAAGAAAUGGAUAGUAGUAUCACACAAGGCAAGAUUUACUGAAGUGGGUGACUAUCUCCGUAUAACCCAGGCUGGUUUUACCUUUUUCUUGAUCAAAGACCGCCAAGGCGAGAUCAGAGCCCAUCACAAUGUCUGUCGACAUCGAGCAUUUCCGCUGGUAGAGCAAGAUACAGGAAGAGCCAACAUUCUGUCUUGCAAGUAUCACGGUUGGUCCUAUGGACUCGAUGGCAAAUUGGCCAAGGCUCCUAAAUACCAAGAGGUUCCGACAUUCGAUAAGUCAACCUACAACCUCUUCCCGAUCCAUGUCCAUGUAGACAAACUCGGUUUUAUCUGGAUCAACAUGGAUGCCAGCCCUACACCUACUGUCGCUUGGAACGACGACUUUGCCGGUGUUGACACCCAACCACGUCUUCAGCCCUUCGACAUGGAAGCUUAUCACUUUGACCAUCAGUGGGAAAUGAUUGGCGACUACAACUGGAAGACGUUAGCAGAUAAUUACAACGAGUGCUACCAUUGUCCAACUGGACAUCCCGCACUCAAUGCCCUCACUGACCUGUCGAAAUACUGGGUUGAGACAGCUGGUGGCCAUAUACAGCACUUCAACGUUGAUAAGCCCGAUAAAGAUGGUAUGGGCAUUUACAGUACUUUCUACUAUCCUAAUGCCUCUAUUACGAUCUCGCCCACCUUCUUCUACAUCAUGCGCUGCAUCCCCAUUUCCGCAUCGCAGACAAAGAUGGAGUACGAAGUCUACAGAGCCAACAGUGCUUCCGACAAAGACUUCAACGAGAUCAGCGACUGCUUUAAGCAGAUACUCAAGGAAGACAAAGACCUCUGCAAUGCCGCGCAGAAGAACCUGAACGCUGGUAUAUUUAUCAACGGGGAGCUUCAUCCACGAGUAGAAAAGGGCCCUCUGUUCUUCCAAGAGACUACACGAAAGCUAGUCAUGGACCAUCAUAAGCAGGAAGAGGCCGAGGGACAUGAGAUCUGGCCAGCGACACCAAAGAGUGGACAGUCAGGGAAUGGACAGGGCGAUAUUGACUUCUGUAACAGGCUAGAGGCAUGUGCUGGGUCUGACAGUCUCAAGUGGUGA
Molecule: messenger RNA, 1212 nt
Organism: Fusarium fujikuroi IMI 58289
Lineage: Eukaryota; Fungi; Ascomycota; Sordariomycetes; Hypocreales; Nectriaceae
Product: related to choline monooxygenase
Exons: 5
Coding region: 1-1212 (403 amino acids)
Molecular function (GO): iron ion binding; 2 iron, 2 sulfur cluster binding
Source: RefSeq, a predicted model, not a curated record